AUGUUCUUCUUUGUCACUAAAAACCGAAAAAUGUGCUACCACAGAGGGACAACAAAAGCCUCCUAUGAAAGUCCUACCGAAAGCAUCCUGUUAAAAGUGGCUGAAACCAUCAAAAGUUGGAUUUUUUUUCCUCAGUGCAAUAAGAAAGAUGACUUACUUCACAAAUUGGAUACUGGAUUCCGACUCGACUUACUGCAUACCAUCCUGCAACAGGAAGUCCUGUUACAAGAGGAUGUAGAACUAAUUGAGCUACUUGAUCCCAGUAUCCUGUCUGCAGGGCAACCUCAACAACAGGAAAAUGGACACCUUCCAACACUCUGCUCCCUGGCAACCCCUAAUGUUUGGGAUGUCUCAAUGCUAUUUGCCUUCAUUAGUUUGCUGAUUAUGCUUCCUACUUGGUGGAUUGUAUCUUCUUGGAUGGUAUGGGGAGUGGUUCUAUUUCUUUAUUUAAUCAUACGAGCAUUGAGAUUAUGGAGGACAGCCAAACUACAUAUGACCCUAAAAAAAUACAGUGUCCGUCUGGAAGAUAUGGCAGCAAAUAGCCGAGCAUUUACUAAUCUUGUGAGAAAAGCUUUACGUCUCAUUCAAGAAACUGAAGUCAUUUCCAGAGGAUUUACACUGGUCAGUGCUGCUUGCUCAUUUAAUAAAGCUGGACAGCAUCCCAGUCAGCAUCUCAUCGGUCUUCGGAAAGCUGUUUACAGAACUGUAAGAGCCAACUUUCAAGCAGCAAGGCUAGCUACCCUAUAUAUGCUGAAAAACUACCCCCUGAACUCUGAGAGUGACAAUGUUACCAACUACAUCUGUGUGGUGCCUUUUAAGGAGCUGGGCCUUGGUCUUAGUGAAGAGCAGAUUUCAGAAGAGGAAGCACAUAACCUUACAGAUGGCUUCAGCCUACCUGCAUUAAAGGUGUUGUUUCAACUCUGGGUGGCACAGAGUUCAGAGUUCUUCAGACGGUUAGCCCUGUUGCUUUCUUCAGCCAAUUCACCUCCAGGGCCCUUACUUUCUCCAGCACUCUUGCCUCAUCGUAUUCUGUCUGAUGUGAUUCAAGGUCUACCUCAUGCUCAUUCUGCCUGUUUAGAAGAGCUUAAACGCAGCUAUGAGUUCUACCGGUACUUUGAAACCCAGCACCAGUCAGUACCCCAGCGUAAAACUCAGCAGAAGUCAAAAGAACUAAAUAAUGUUCACACAGCAGUGCGCAGCUUGCAACUCCAUCUGAAAGCAUUACUGAAUGAGGUUAUAAUUCUUGAAGAUGAACUUGAAAAGCUUGUUUGUACUAAAGAAACACAAGAACUAGUGUCAGAAGCUUAUCAAAUCCUAGAACAGAAGUUAAAGUUGAUUGAGCCCCAUGUUCAAGCAAGCAACAAUUGCUGGGAAGAAGCCAUUUCUCAGGUGGACAAACUGCUACGGAGAAAUACAGAUAAAAAAGGAAAGCCUGAAGUAGCCUGUGAAAACCCACAUUGUACUGUAGUACCUUUGAUGCAGCCUACUCUACACAUUGCAGACAAAGAUCCAAUCCCCGAGGAGCAGGAAUUAGAAGCUUAUGUAGAUGAUAUAGAUAUGGACAGUGAUUUCAGAAAAGAUGAUUUUUAUUACUUGUCUCAAGAAGACAAAGAGAGACAGAAGCGUGAGCAGGAAGAAUCCAAGAGGGUACUGCAAGAAUUAAAAUCUGUGCUUGGAUUUAAAGCUUCGGAGGCAGAAAGGCAGAAAUGGAAGCAACUUCUCUUUAGCGAUCAUGCUGUGUUGAAAUCCUUGUCUCCUGUAGACCCAGUGGAACCCAUAAGUAAUUCAGAACCAUCAGUGAAUUCAGAUAUGGGAAAAGUCAGUAAAAAUGAUACUGAAGAGGAAAAUAGUAUUAAGCCCUCCACAAAUGACAAUGAAAUAAGUAGGACUGAGUAUUUAUGUGAGAAUCAACGAGAGGAUAAAAAUAAAGACAAUUCUGCAAAUGAAGUCUUCCUCCAAGGGCCUGAAGAAGCAAUGUGCUACCAGUGUGAGAGUGAGGAUGAAUCUCCACAGGCCGUUGGAGGUGGCCUGGCCACUGUCUCUCCAACUCCCAGGGACUCCUUGCAGCCCUCCAUCAAGCAGAGGUUGGCACAGCUCCAGCUGUCACCAGAAUUUACCUUCACUGCUGGCCUCGCAGCAGAAGUGGCUGCUAGGUCUCUCUCCUUCACCACCAUGCAGGAACAGACUUUUGGUGAUGAGGAGGAAGAACAAAUGAUAGAAGAAAAUGAAAACGAGGUAGAGGAAAGUAAGAACCAAGAUCAAUGAAAUGAUUUUAGAUUGUUCCUUUUACAAAAGUGUUUUAGCUUCAGGACUGGAAAGGGAAGAUAAGUGUAAGUUUACUAUCUAUAAAGUUAAGAUGUGAAUUUCUAGGAAGAAACCUGGUUUGAACAACUGUCUCAGAUUAAUAGUUACCUGUAAGUGACAGAUUUUUUAGGAAAAUAAGAGAAAGGUAAGGGCUCUUUAAAAUAAACUGCUGCUUUAUUUGUGGCCCAACUGAUAAUCUUGGUAAUUAUUUAAGUACUUUUAAUAAGAAAUGAAUUUAUCAUUUCUUGCCAGAAUUUGCUACCAUAAGGUGACUAGGUUAAUUCUCUUGCAAGAACAUUAACAUUUAGUAUGACUCCUUUUUACUGUAUCUUUGCAGUUAGUAACUGCAGCUAUUAUGUUAAUAACGAGUUGUUUGUAUUUUAUUUUUGUUUAUACCAGUCUUAAAAAAAAGAUACAGGUUCUGAAUAAAAAAAAAUUUAAUUCAUACAAUUGAUGUGUGCUGGGGUUUGGAACUUAAAAGUAGUUUCAAAAAUAGUUGGGUUAUGACAUAAUUCUUAUUGUUCGUGUAAAUAUUCAGUAGUUAAUUUUAAGAUGUUCCUAAUAGUCUUUAAAAGGAAAACAUACUAGGUCAAGAAAAACCCUUUCAACUUUUUUCUUUUGUUAUUACUUUUUCCUUCCUUUGUUAUUACUUUCCUUGUCAAAAGUGGGAUCCCUAUAGUAAAAAACCCCACCCCCAACUUAGCAUAAUGUUCUUUGUAUCAGUUUGCCUCAAGAUAAUUGUGCACCAUUACCACAAGUAGGUCCAGUGCUACAAUUUUCUAGCCUGUGAGCCUGUGAGACUCAGGAAACCUGUCAGCUUCCUGGAAAGAAACCUUGUCUUCCUAGUCUUCAUUUGCAAGCUACCUCUUAGAAGAGACUGCUUUUCAAAGUGGCCAAUCUCGUGUGUUGUGAUUCCAUUGUUGAAGACUGGUAUUUUUUGGAGUAUACUGUUUUUGAAACCUGUAACUCCUGUACCUGACAUAGUUUAUAGAUAUUAUUUAGGGAAAAUGUAAGAAUAACUCAACUUACGCUGUUAUACUACAGGGAAAUUACAUGAUGAAUCUAGAUUAUCUUUAGAUAAUCUAGAAAUACAUUUAAAUUAUGUCACUUAGCACUUACAGUGAGUAAAUUUACUUAUACUCAGAAUUGUUUAUUUUUUUUAUAACUUUUUUUUUAAUCCUGAGGAAAAACUUGGUUUAGCUUUAUAUGACUAGUAGACAUCCUUUGUACCAUAAGUGAUUUUUGCCUUUUGCCAAAAUUUUGGGACUUAUCGUAAUAAACCUCUUCAGAGUAAUACCUUAGGUUGGACCUAGUUAUACUAAAUUUGAAGGAAAAAAGAAUCUUCUUGUGUUGUUACUGACUUCUGUGUUCCUAAGUAAUAAAUAAUACCUAUACUUUCUGGUUUAAAU
Molecule: messenger RNA, 3713 nt
Organism: Marmota flaviventris (yellow-bellied marmot)
Lineage: Eukaryota; Metazoa; Chordata; Mammalia; Rodentia; Sciuridae
Gene: Vezt
Product: vezatin, adherens junctions transmembrane protein
Biological process (GO): cell-cell adhesion
Cellular component (GO): plasma membrane
Molecular function (GO): myosin binding
Source: RefSeq, a predicted model, not a curated record